This is a messenger RNA of Exophiala bonariae, 918 nucleotides long. RefSeq lists its product as uncharacterized. NCBI's taxonomy places the organism in Eukaryota, Fungi, Ascomycota, Eurotiomycetes, Chaetothyriales, Herpotrichiellaceae. The transcript has 2 exons. The record is from RefSeq and is a predicted model, not a curated record. The coding region runs from base 1 to 918 and encodes 305 amino acids.
AUGCAGGAAACCUCGAAAUACUUUCCACCCAAGAGCAUCUUCAAAUCUCGAAUGGUCGAUGCAAUGGCUACCUCUAGGCAAGACUCUGCAUGGAGAUCUGAGCUCAUUCUGGCCAUGAUGGAGCACUUCCACAGCUCUCUAGCAAGAUCUGCCGCUGAUCUCCCCAACGGCUUCUUCUGGAGAGGGUGUCCGACAAUGACACACAUCACCACAUCCGUUGUUAGAGAAAUGAUCAAGGGUAUCAUCGAAAGAAACGGUAACUUGACGGAUGUUGCGUCACGGUACGAUUUGCUGUGGGAACAGGUAGUUUACUGCCUUAUCUUUUUCAUUGAAAGCCUAGACGACUCAAACGACAUUAUCCUCAGUCAGCUCGCACCUAUUGAUCUCCAACCAGAUCUCAAAGUCCGAAUCGAUCCCGCCUACGCUCGCAAAUGGGUCAAAGAGCAGGAAAAACAACGAUCCGAACACGCCGCUAUUGCUCAAGAAUGCCGUGUCCGUUUUUUGAUUGAGGCCAAUCCACUGGGAUCUCCAAGACGCCUUCGAUUGGCAUACAUGAGUGAGCUCCUUCGAUUGGGAUAUAGUACUCUCGGCGCAGCUCUUGCACUGGCGAAGGUUGCAGCAAGAAAACUGGCUCAGCGUGAGGCGGAUAUACUCAACAAGGGAUCUGAAAGCCCAGCUAGCACACGCAUUCGGCCGAACUACACUCUGAUGCGCACCCAGAUGCUGGAAUGGAUGCUGGACUACUAUGAGCAGCGUGGAGAGUACAGUGAUCUUGGUCCACUCGAGUCAGAAUGGUGGGUCGGACUGAGAAAUGCCCAUGAAAGCCCUCAAGGAGUUUUGCGCUUCGAAGAGUGGCUGUACAGUGCAGAUCCAACCUUGGGACCUACUCAAUUUUUCUUCCAAUCAGCUCAGCUUUAA